Caenorhabditis elegans is the source of this 1012-nucleotide messenger RNA. RefSeq names its product Wsv310-like protein (gene Y53F4B.36). NCBI's taxonomy places the organism in Eukaryota, Metazoa, Nematoda, Chromadorea, Rhabditida, Rhabditidae. The coding region runs from base 45 to 938 and encodes 297 amino acids. The record is from RefSeq and is marked reviewed. The transcript has 5 exons.
AUUACUCCAAUACUCACACCUUCCUCUCUUCUUCCAAUCAACUAAUGUGCGUUCCAAAAUCAGGAUUGUGUACAACGCGGAGAUCUCGAGACGCAAUAAAUAAUCCACUGAGUUAUGAACAUUCUGAACAUUGGAACAAGAUGGCGAAUUCUAAUUUCCGAUCGGAGGUUUUUGAGAAUCGUGUCCAUGUGUGGGUACUUCCAUUGAGCCUGUCGCAAUCAUAUUAUGGUGACCGGGAUAGUAACUCAUCUGCUUGCACAUUAAUCACUGUUCAGAUAGCUCACGACUUUUUGAGCCAAAACAUCUCUAUUCCAUCUCCAAAUUCUUUGAAACCUCAAGAUCUUCCACUCGGAGUCCUCGGCGUUCUUAUCAACGGAAUAGUUGAUGGGAAUGAAACUCACGAAAAGGCUAUGGCAGUUCAACCACGAGGAUUCUUUGAUUUUAUGAAAAAGAAAGAGAAGCAGUCUGAAGACCGCCGGAAGGGAUUUUUCACUGUGCCAGACGCGAUUCAAGUUCAGCGGCUCAAGAUGCACGAGAUUGACUACCGUUCCUAUUCGGGAGACUUUAUCAGCAAUCUCGUCACAGUUAUGUCUAUGGCUGUAACUAGUCCAUAUCUCUCUAAACUCGACAGGUUGCCCAUUGUGGUGAGUGCCUGUAAAAGAGCAAUGUGUUUUAUCUACGAUCGUCCGACAAACUCGAUAAUUCUUCUUGAUACUCAUAUGCAUUUCAAACGAAGAGCUGUUAGUGUUCUCUGUGUUGCAUCAUUUGAAGAAAUAACUGAUUUUAUUGUUUCGGUAACUGAGAUCGUUUUCCCAAAAAUAUUCGAAUCUGCGGAUGCUGCUGGUAAAUUCGAAAUCACAUGUCUGAUGCUUACGAGUCUGAUGAGCAAGGUCUACAAAAACGACAUUUUUCUUCCAAUCAAAUCGGUGUGCGAAUAGUUUCAGAAACAUUGCGUUGAGAUAACGAAACGAGACUUUAAACAAUUUUUUGAAUAAAUUCUUAACGAUUGAAA